Messenger RNA from Symbiodinium sp. CCMP2456, 1326 nucleotides. The record is from the annotation of a GenBank genome assembly. NCBI's taxonomy places the organism in Eukaryota, Dinophyceae, Suessiales, Symbiodiniaceae.
AUGGGCGUCACGCCUGGGCCAGAGGAGUGCAUCCGUGCGUAUGGGGUUCGCUGCAUCACUUUGGGCGCGACUCCUUUCAAGCUGCGAGAUGACACGAGCAUCAUGUCGGACGAGGAAGUAGCGAUCUUCCGGCGGUCGAUGAAUCCUCGUGAGUACCUGGAGCUGGAGAAGAAAUACAGCGUCUCCUGGAACUUGGAUGACUCCCUGCCCGAUGCUCUCCGAGCAUGCCGCGACUUGAUGCAGCAGGAGCACUUUGAUGCCAUCGUCUGCUCCGUCAUCACAGCGGUGGCUUCGGUCCGCUUGUUGAAGAUGUUCCCGCACCUGUGCAUCAUCCGCACGGCUUACUCCUUUGCCUCCUUCGUUCCUCCGACGCGAGCGUGGCCACCAGCUGGCUACACGGACUCUCCCCACUGCUAUGGCUUCUUCAACAAGCUGAAGCACUAUCACUUUCUCUUCUUUCGCCUCUUUCCCUUCAUCAUGAAUGCAUCUCACGCGAAGCGCGAGCAGGAGCGGGUGCGGGAGAUUGAGGGCGUGAACCAUGAUAACGGCCUCGGUUUGUUUGCGCAAAUAGCAGAGGUGCCGGAGCUCGGACUUUGGAGCAAAGAGCUGCAACCGCCGCCGAGCGAUUUUCCAGCAAGCCACACGGUGACGGGUUGCAUUUUCACUCCGAAGUUGGAGGACUGGAAGCCUUCCGAAGCCCUGGACGCUUUCAUGCAGAGGAGGGACGCCCAAGGCCGCAAGCCGGCUGUGAUCACCUUCGGAUCUAUGAUGUCGUUGGGCAUCGAAAAGGUCCAGAACAGUACCCUACAAGCUCUUCAGAAGAUGGGCAUGAACGUUGUGAACUUCGUUUCCAAAGCGCCGAAGAAGAAGGACAACAGCGAGUUUACUUUUACUGUCUCCUCUGCUGGCCAAGAAGCAGGAGCUGGUGUCUUCGAGCUCGACUAUGCCCCUUUCGACUGGCUGCUGCCUUUGGCCAGUGUGGUGAUCUGCCACGGCGGCGCAGGAACGACCUUCCGUUCCCUUUGGGCGGGCGUGCCCGUCGUCGUAUGCCCAGUGAUCUCCCCGCUGGUGGCCGAUCAGUACGGGCACGGCGAGUUCUUGGAGCGGAAGGCCUUAGGCAGCAUGAUUGAGCCCACGCUGCCCAGCGUGGAAGAGUGUCAGGUGGCCAUAGAGAGGGCCCUAGGCUGCGCAGAGAAAUGCAUGGAGACCGGCAUCAGAAUGCAGAAGGAGGAUGGGGCUGCUGAGGCGGCAGCCGCCGUGGAACGCUCUGUGCUUCAGUUCAAGGCUAAGCCUGCAGAGUCCCGCGGCGGUUGCUGUGUGUCUUAG